This is a messenger RNA of Plectropomus leopardus (leopard coralgrouper), 4662 nucleotides long. RefSeq names its product somatostatin receptor 1b (gene sstr1b). The record is from RefSeq and is a predicted model, not a curated record. Gene Ontology annotation, biological process: cellular response to glucocorticoid stimulus; neuropeptide signaling pathway. Gene Ontology annotation, molecular function: somatostatin receptor activity; neuropeptide binding. NCBI's taxonomy places the organism in Eukaryota, Metazoa, Chordata, Actinopteri, Perciformes, Serranidae. Gene Ontology annotation, cellular component: neuron projection; plasma membrane.
AGAGUGUGGCGGCUUUAAGCAGCUCCGAGAUCAGUGGAUGCUGACAGACACGCAGCCGUUGAAGAGGGGAGACGGAGAAGACAAGAGUCUCACACUGUCACAGAGGAGAGACAGAGGAGGAGAGCAGAUACACUGUCCAUAUUCAUCAUCACGCUGAUUAGGACGCGAGGACAGCAGCUUCUCUGCAGCCACAGACGGUUGCAGAAAAUGGGAGCACAAUGUACCCUGAAGGGAAGCUACGGCAGGAACCCUGUGAUUUCUCCGCACUCUGCAAUGACUAUUAGAUUCAACAAUAGAACGUGAGUGCCAGAGCCAAGCAACACCACCUUUAAAUGGGCACUCUAUGUAAUUUCACCAGCUUGAACGCCCCCCCCCCCCCAUCAGCAAAUGGAGUUUUUUGUAUGUACUGAAUGUCCAAGUGGUCCUACCUUACUUCUAAUCAGGGCUCUGCACCUAGUACAACCCGGAACAGAUGGGCAAUAAGAUGUGUGAAAGAGAAUGAAAAGCUACGUGACUGCCCACUGAGAAUUCUGAGAAUCAGAGUGUACAGUCGUACUUUAAAAGAGACUGCUGUUUUCUUUUUGCUAAGAGAAAAAUUAUGACAAAGGUCGUCUGGACUUGAUAAUGAGAAUUUGCUGACAAGCAAGGACAUAAAAGACCCUUGAGAACCAAGGACGCAUGGACUGUGAGAAGACGGAACAAUGGACAUUUUUAUGACACAAUGGACAUUGACGUACCAAUAUAUAUAUUUAUCCACUUUUGUGAUAUGAACACGACCCUCUUUUCAGUGGAUGGUCAUAAAAACAAAAAGGACAAUAGAAAGCCCUGAGACUACUUCCAGGCUGGCAAAUGUUCCACAAAGUCAAGGAAUCUCUCAAGCACAUGUGGUUAUGUUUUUUAGAUUUCUAUACCAAUUGAUAUAUUCUCCUAGCUUCAGCCACCUGACAAACAUGGGCUUGUGGCAAAUGGUGUUCCUGAAAGGUUUUUAAAAUAGCAUUAUGGAGCAAAAUUGUAAAGAAGUACCAUCCCCUGUCCAGACAAAUGCAGGGGGCCAUACAAGCUGUUGAUUAAGGUUAUUUUUUUAAAGCUAACUCUUUGGUCAUUCCAAGAAGUCCAAAGUUUUACUACAGCUCUCGAAAGUUCCACUGGCUAGUAUCACUGAAACUUAGCACAACAUACCAACAAAAGUGACCAUGGAUUUCAAUGGGAGCCAGGACUAUGGGUCCUAUCCAACAGGGCUGCCCUUUAACACAAGCAUGGACUAUGACGACUACUAUCAGGAGCCUGAUGCCAGUAAAAUCAUCAUCCCAUCCAUCUAUGCUCUUGUCUGCUGUGUAGGUCUUACUGGCAACGCCAUGGUCAUCUACGUCAUUCUAAAAUAUGCCAAAAUGAAAACAGCCACCAACAUUUACAUCCUCAAUUUAGCAAUUGCUGAUGAGUUGUUCAUGUUAAGUGUUCCUUUUCUUGCCACAUCGGCUGCCGUCCGUCAUUGGCCCUUCGGGUCGCUGAUGUGCAGGUUGGUGCUAAGUGUAGAUGGCAUCAAUAUGUUUACAUCAAUCUUCUGCCUGACUGUGCUGAGUGUGGACCGGUACAUAGCAGUAGUCCACCCUAUCAAGGCUGCCCGCUACCGCAGACCAACUGUAGCCAAAGUAGUCAAUGUCUGUGUUUGGGGGCUGUCACUCAUAGUCAUCCUGCCCAUCAUUAUCUUUGCAGACACUGUCCCAGCGCAGGACGGUGGUGUGGACUGCAAUUUUUUGUGGCCUGAAUCAGCGUGGUCAGAAGCUUUUGUGGUCUACACCUUCCUGUUGGGGUUUCUGCUGCCGGUUGGAGCAAUCUGCUUAUGCUAUUGUUUAAUGGUGGCCAGGAUGCGAGCAGUUGGGCUAAAAGCAGGCUGGCUUCAGCGACGGCGCUCAGAGAAGAAGAUCACACGCAUGGUUCUGCUAGUUGUUGCAGUGUUCGUUCUCUGCUGGAUGCCCUUCUACAUUGUCCAGCUGGUUAGUGUUUUCCACCGGCCCCCAGACCCCAUGGUCACUCAGCUGUUUGUCAUCCUCAGCUAUGCGAACAGUGGCGCCAAUCCCAUCCUCUAUGGCUUUGUGUCAGACAAUUUCCGGCGUUCGUUCCAGCGCAUUGUUUGUUUCCGGUGGCUGGAGUCCGGGCUGGAUGCGGAGCAGGUGGAUUACUGUGCUGUAGCUUUGAAGAGACAAGCAACAUGUAGCCCUCUGGAUUUUCCCAAGGACUGUAUGGCUUCUGACAUGGUGUUUCGCAAUGGGACAUUUACCUCUCGUACAACCACAGUGUAACCAGAGCAGGACCUAAAUCAAGUAGCCACAACCUACGAAGGAGUUUUUCAACCAUGGGCUUCAACAGGGGAGAUGAUACAAAAUUUUGAUUAAUGUAUUUGUUAUAAAAAAAAAAUCAAAGUACAUAAGUUUCAAAUGUAAUUUCCUGAAAAACACAAAUGUGCCACACAAAAAUGUACUUGACUACAUGUAAACUUUUGGGACACAGGGCAGAAAGCUGAGAAACCCUAAAGAACAACAAGUGGAUGAGCAGAAAGUGUACAGUUCAGCAGCCGAUCUGGCUGUCUGACACGUUUGGAGAAAAACUAAUGAUGAAAAAGAUGUAUAUAAUUGUAAGGAUUCCACUAAUCUUAUUAUCAAGUGGGCAAGGAUGUAACACAGGUGAAUGUAAAAACAAAAUGGUAAUACUCAUUAACAUUUUGAUUCUGUUGGGUGAGUUAUAGUCAGUCCAGAAGAUACCCAGGUACCCCAUGAGCUAAUUUGAAUUGUGAUUUCAUAUGUUCAUUUGUUAUAAUGUAAUUUUUCAUUAACAGACACCCCAAAUACUAAAGCAUACAAUGGCACUCCCACACCCAUUAAAUUCUACAGUUGCAGUUAAAAUCCAACUUGAUAAAGUUUAAAUUUACUUUCUACAGUUUCAAAUUCAUUGUUCAAAUGCUACCAUGCCAAAAUAAAUACAUAUCACCUACAAUUAAAUAAAUAGUUUACUUGAUAACCAAUUCUGCACCAACCCCCCCCUGAAAAAAAACAGUAAUGGACCAAACAUAAGCUAUGAGGUGGGUGGACAUCUGGAAAUUAAAGGGCACUAUUGGGCAUUAUAAAAAAUCAGGCUUUAUAUCUUUUACAAAAACAUAUUUAUUUUUUGUCUUUUUAAUAGAACUGUCCACAAAAUAGAAGCUGUGCUCAACAGGUUUUGAUUCAGUUUCAUCACGUUUAAAUCUCUAUUUCAAACUUUUAAAUGUAAUUGAUCUAGUUUAACUUAUAUGUAGUUGCUCUGCGGAUUUGUUCAAUGCAAAGUUUAAUUCAGUAUUUUCAGCGAAUUGAUAUUUUUUGGGAAAAACAAGUGUUACCACACUUAAUGUCAUAGUAUGCUUGUGUGGUGGUUUUACUUUUCAGUAACACAUAAGAAGGGUUUGAUCCUUUAAAAAAAGAAACACACUUGGGGUGGGUUGGGGGGGGGGGGCUCAUUGUGUGGGGCCCCACAAAAAAGGCUUGUGCUAUUGCUGAAUAUCACCCUUGUAAGAAAAGGUUAAAUUAUUGUGUCAUUUUUUUGAAAUGUUGUUUGAUUCUUUUUGUGUGCCUUUCUGUAUUUGCUGUACCUAUAAUUGUUGAGUAUUUGUUGGUGACGCUGUUAAAAUUUGAGGUUGUCUUUGCAAAUUGAGCCAGAGCUGUUUUGUUUGAGUUGCACAACAUGACAGAAAUGGCUGAAAAAAACCCAAGAUGUGUCUGUUGAGUUCAUGUUUCAAAAUUACAAAGGCUCACAAAAUCGUCUAUUCACCUGUGAUUUCACUUUGUCAUUUUUAUGUUUUACAGAUUAGGGGGAGCAGAGUGCACAAGGCAUGGACUCUAUAAAAAUGUCCAGCCUUAUUAAAUCCUUAUAUUAAAUGACUUCCUCAUACCUGUUUAAAUGACCUUGCGCUUUUCCUUGCAGAUAUUCCUGGCAAUUAUGUGCCCCACCAUACACAUGCUCAUUUUGGGCACUGUAAGGCACAAGUGUACCAGCCAAUGAAAAAAAACAAUUACUUAUAGAUGAUGUUCCUGGCCAGGAUCCCUGUACCAUGACGAAUACUUAGCCAGAAUUCUAUGGAGCUAAAACAAUGAAAAAUACCUUACGUAUGUUUAGAUGGGUACUAAAAAAAAUUCCCCAGAAAAAUUAUAACUACUGUUUUGAUUUUUAGUUUCUGAUGUUUUGCAGGGACCAAUUUCAGUAUUAUUCUUUAUGUAACUCUUUGUUUCAUUGUCAGUUUUUUUUUUUUUUUUACACUUGUCACUUUAGUUUCAAUUGUUUUUGGCAGUUUCAACUUCCUGUCACAAUACAUUCUGUCAUACCUGUCCAUUCCCAUGUACUGUAGAAGGGGCUCUACUUUCCAAUAUUGUUCACAUAACACGCCUACAUCGCCUUGGAUUGGAAAUAAUGAUGGCUAGUGCUGUGGCUGCGAUAGAAAUAAACCUGCUGAUUUUUUGAACAUCAAUCACUAUGCAUCUUGGAAUGUUACCACCAGAAACCUGACUAUUGAACUCAGUCUCUGAUCACCAAAUCCUAUUCAGUUCAUUGUAGAGUCAAAUUGGAUGUUUGUGCCAUUUUUUAAAAAGAAAAUCCUUCAAAGUGCCCUUGACAUCUGCCCACCAUAAUCUAAUCAGC